AUGGUUCAUUGCAAGUCCAAAGACAAUGAUAUUGGUGUCCAUGUCCUGAAGCCACACGAGAACAUUCAAUGGAAUUUUCAUUUAAACUUCUUUCAGACGACACAAUUUUAUUGUGCCAUGAAGUGGGGAGAGGAAAAAGUUCACUGGUUUGACAUCUACAUUCCGGACAGAGAUUUCGACCGCUGUAUCAAGUGCUCAUGGGGCGUCAAGCAAAAUGGCCCCUGUUUUUACGAUAAGGCCUCUCGUGCUUUUGAUAUUUGUUACCAGUGGAAUCCUGGGAGAUGA
Molecule: messenger RNA, 285 nt
Organism: Linum tenue
Lineage: Eukaryota; Viridiplantae; Streptophyta; Magnoliopsida; Malpighiales; Linaceae
Source: the annotation of a GenBank genome assembly